Ipomoea nil (Japanese morning glory) is the source of this 1327-nucleotide messenger RNA. RefSeq lists its product as uncharacterized. NCBI's taxonomy places the organism in Eukaryota, Viridiplantae, Streptophyta, Magnoliopsida, Solanales, Convolvulaceae. Bases 83 to 1045 code for a protein of 320 amino acids. The record is from RefSeq and is a predicted model, not a curated record. The transcript has a single exon.
GGAUUGAAGAAAUAGGCGAUCUAUAAUCUAUACCCUUCUCCCUCACCGACCGCCAUUCGCAUCCUAGAUCCGAGCUUUAGCGAUGGAUCUGCCGCCGGAGGAGCUGCAAUUCCUCACGAUUCCCGACGUGGUUAAGGAAUCAAUCUCCAUUCCGAAGCGAUCUGCGAAAACAUUUUACCUAAUCACUGUAACCUUAAUCUUCCCGCUCUCCUUCGCAAUCUUAGCCCACUCCCUCUUCACCCACCCAAUCUUUGUUCAGCUUCGCGAAAACCCUCACGCCGACCACGCCGACCAGUGGGCGAAGCUCCUCCUCUUCCAGUUCUGCUACCUCUUCUUCCUCUUCGCCUUCUCGCUCCUCUCCACCGCCGCCGUCGUCUUCACCGUCGCCUCGCUCUACACCGCCAAGCCCGUCUCCUUCGCCUCCACGCUCUCCGCCAUCCCCAGCGUCUUCCGCCGCCUCUUCAUCACUUUCGUAUGGGUUUCCCUCCUCAUGCUCGUCUACAAUGUCGUGUUUGUAGGGUUUCUCGUGCUCCUCAUCAUCGCCGUGGAUACCGAGAGCGUGGUUUUGUUCCUGUUCUCGGUCGUGGUCCUGUUCCUGCUGUUCCUUGUGGUUCAUGUCUACAUUACUGCUCUCUGGCACUUGGCCAGCGUGAUUUCCGUGCUUGAGCCGGUCUACGGCCUCGCCGCCAUGAAAAAGAGCUACGAAUUGUUGAGGGGGAGGGCCCGUAUGGCAUUCCUGCUGGUUUUCUCCUACCUCACGAUUUGUGGAGUGAUUAGUGGGUUUUUUGGGCUGAUUGUGGUGAAUGGAGGGGACUAUUAUAGUGUUCUUUCCAGGAUUUUGGUCGGGGGAUUCUUGGUUGGAGUGUUGGUGAUUGUGAAUCUUGUAGGGCUUUUGGUGCAGAGUGUGUUUUAUUAUGUCUGCAAGAGUUAUCAUAAUCAGGGGAUCGACAAGACUGCUCUUUAUGAUCAUCUGGGAGGAUAUCUUGGGGAAUAUGUGCCUCUCAAGAGCAGCAUUCAGAUGGAGAACUUGGACGAUGAUACAUGACCGCCUUGCUCUGGUGAGAAAGCCUAAAACUCUAUGCUUUCUUCCACACUUGUUGUAAGAACUGAAAUGUGACAUGUAAAGAAGAAGAAUUAUCAUCAAACGAUUUCCAGUUCGAUGCUCCCUUGAAAGCUUGUAUGUGUUUCUAACGAUAUCCAGUUCGAUAGUCCUUUGCCUGUGUACUUGUUGAAAUUUGUUCCAUACAUUGAUGAUUAUCGUCAUUUUCCGGUGAACUUGUUGAAAUCUGUUCUAUACCUUGAUUAUGGCAUUGUGUUCUUUGUUUUC